GUACUGCAAUUUUUUUCCAAAAUAGCAGUGCAUUUCCGCAUUGCCUGGACAACUGCACGAAUGCUAUCCAUUUUACCUGCAGAUAUGUUAUGUAAGUCAUUUGCAUCCCCACCAGCAGCAGGCCUUCUUCACCUGGUCGCGUACACACGACGAGUUUAGCUGAUGUAGCCUCCUCUACUUCACUCAUCGGCGGUUAUAUCGCGCAGCAGUUAGCGUUGUCGCAGUUUGCGUUGUUAGGUAUUUUACUUUUCAGUGUGCGUUCGAUUUUAAUGUGUUUCUGCUUACGGUUCAGAUCGCAGGCUGGCUGUCAGUCGUUCGGUCUUUUCUUCGCGGAAUUCUCGUUAGUUGUUAUUGUAGAUGAGAUGCGGGCUUGUUUGUGAGUGUGUGUGUAUAUUAUGAAUCAUGCCACUGACUAUCUUUCGGUUCCGACUUUUUUGAUGACUAAUAGUCGUAAGAUGACAUUGGACGACGCGUUAUUAGUACAGUAGAGUAACAGUGAGUUAUGAGAAUGAUUAGGUCGACUCCCGUAACAAAAAUGUCAAAACCGCCACCCCCGAUACCCCCUAGGCCGAGCAAGAACGUGGUCGCGGAAGCCCUGGCGAAAUCAAAAACUAAUCGAGAACCCGGGAAACCCACGGUCCCUUUAAGAAUCGCGCCACCACCUCCCAAAAAGGAUAACGAAAGUUUAAAUUUUAUUUCCAAGUCGCGGUCGAGUGUACAAGUGUGCUGUCCCACAGCUCCUAAAAUUGAAAGGUCCUUCUCGCACACAGACAAUUCUCGGCCGGUCAUUUUUCAGUCUUCUAACUUGAAAAGUGCCAAAACUGAUUCGAAUUCCUCCUCCAAAUCGUCGGAAAAAUCCGUCGUGAAUGGUGUCAGUAAUAAUUAUGUUAAUUUGGAUAUAAAACCAGUGACCAACAGUAACGAGUUGAAAAAGGAAUUGCCCGCGGAAGUGAGUCACAAGAACCAGAAAAACACUGACCAGAAAGAAAAAAUACUAAAAGUAGAAGAAGAAUCGAACGACGUUGCUUCGAACCAUUCAGAUGAGAACUGGAAUGACAUCCUCAAUGGAAAGAAUCACGUAAAUACUCUUAUAGACGAAAUGUUUGCGAGUAUAUUGGAAAGCCACGAUGACCAGUGUAGUACAACAGAAGCUAUUAAUAUGAACGUUAACAUGUGUUCAGACAGUAAAAUAUUAAUCGCUGAAGAUAGUACAACUAAUAUUACAGUUGAUAUUGCCAAAGAUUCGGACAAAAUCGAUUCGGUCACAGAACCAGAAAAUAAACCUGCAAGUGAAACGGCAAUAGGACACGUCUCAAAAACUGUAUUGGUCAUAGACACAAAUUCACAACAGGAUUUUAAGCAUAAACAGAGAUCUGAUUCGUUUGAAAUAAAUAAUCACGAAGAUAGCAUAUCCUUGGAAAACUGCAGUGCAGAGAGCGUGAAGACAACAAGCACUAGCAAUUCUUCCACUGCCGAAAGGAGGGUCAAAUUUGAUGACAAAAUGAACCACGAACUCCUUAUAUCAGAACUGGAAAAUAUGAGAAAGGAGCAAGCAAGGAUAUUGAGACGCCAACGUAAGCCAUCCCAGGAAAUUUUCGAAGAUAAGACCAGCGAAAGUUCACACGAGGGCGGCAAAAUUCAUCAUUCCGAUUGGGUGGAGGUGAACAACGGGCAAAAGGUUCACCUCUCCAGUUGCCAAAUUACGAUCGAAGACAGUGACAGUAAUAACGAUAACGUAAAGAAUAGUGAUGACGUACAAAUUGAUGCUAAUUCGGGAAAAAACGGAAUCACUGUGCCGGUCAAUGUUGACGACGUGCUUCUUUCCAGGUUGAAAGAAAUGUCCUCGUUGCACGGCCUACCACCUCUGCCCAAGAGUCUCAGCGGUUUCGCGUUCUUCGAACAAAAGAACUCGUCGACUUCGUCGACGUCAAUCAACAGACCUUCCAGGGGCGCUUCGCCGGCCUCUUCAGGACAUUCCCUGUAUAGUGAUCAGCACCGCGGAUUGAAUGGGACGCCUGAAGGACCCACUCCAACGAGGAAAGGGACCAACCUCGAUGCACAGCUCGCUAUUCUUCGAAGGGAAAUGUACAGUCUGCGGCAGCUGGAUUUAUCGUUACUUUCCCAACUAUGGUCCUUAAACGAAUCAAUUCAAGAUUUUCGCCAAAUAUUGCAAGAGCAAGAUGACAGAGCUUUAUCUCCUCCUUCAGCAUCACCAACACCCUCGUCGUGCGAUGAAGCUGAUGCCGAAGAGUUCUACUCCCCUACACCCCUACGAUUGCGCCCUGCUCCACCACCCCCGCCUUUAAGGACAACGAGCAAUAGUUCUUCGGCAAAUUCUAGCGAAUAUGGAACAGUUUGAUGAAGAAUAUUGUCACUGUGAUUCAUAACACCCAAUGGCCAUCAUUCCGUAUCAGUGAGGACUGAAUAAUUUGACGUAUCCUAAAUGUGUUUAUAUAGUAAAUUAAUGUCUUGUGAUAGUUAAGUACUUGUAAAGAGAUUUAAUACAUUACAAAGUGUAAAAACUGUUUAUGAAUUAAUUAAUACCAAAACAAUUUUAAUAAAUAUUUUAUUAAC
Messenger RNA from Agrilus planipennis (emerald ash borer), 2574 nucleotides. RefSeq names its product anaphase-promoting complex subunit 11. The transcript is spliced from 3 exons. Gene Ontology annotation, molecular function: zinc ion binding; cullin family protein binding; ubiquitin protein ligase activity. Gene Ontology annotation, cellular component: anaphase-promoting complex; nucleus. The record is from RefSeq and is a predicted model, not a curated record. Gene Ontology annotation, biological process: protein ubiquitination; anaphase-promoting complex-dependent catabolic process; positive regulation of mitotic metaphase/anaphase transition. Lineage: Eukaryota; Metazoa; Arthropoda; Insecta; Coleoptera; Buprestidae. The coding region runs from base 503 to 2359 and encodes 618 amino acids.